AGCACACGGAGGUGAGGUUGGAAUCGGCGCGAUAGAAGCUGGGCAAGGAAAGACUCGCUUAGCACGAGUAGAAGAUACAAAAAAGCGAAACGCACACGCUCAGUGCCUUCCGCCAAACAAGCGCCGCAAGAAGGCGAAUCGUCGCGAGGACGCAAGUGAACAUGAGCAACUGGAGCUUGACAAAAAAGACUUUUUUGGCGCUAUUGAUGCGCCCCUCUGUCGUGUAUGCGGCUGCUGCGGCGAGCUCGCAAAUUCAGACUAUGCAGUACUACGAUCAUACGAUUCGAAACACGCAUUCUUUUCUCCUCUGUGCAACUCGAACGGAGAGUGUGAGAUUAUUUCCGAAGGACUUGUGCACGAACAAAAUGGAGAAGGAAAAACUUCGAUAUGGCUGUGUACGCGUUGCUACAGAUCUCUGCUAG
This is a messenger RNA of Phytophthora nicotianae INRA-310, 422 nucleotides long. RefSeq lists its product as hypothetical. The transcript has 2 exons. Bases 162 to 422 code for a protein of 86 amino acids. Lineage: Eukaryota; Oomycota; Peronosporomycetes; Peronosporales; Peronosporaceae. The record is from RefSeq and is a predicted model, not a curated record.